This is a messenger RNA of Ostrinia nubilalis (European corn borer), 981 nucleotides long. RefSeq lists its product as uncharacterized. The record is from RefSeq and is a predicted model, not a curated record. The coding region runs from base 655 to 972 and encodes 105 amino acids. The transcript has 14 exons. Lineage: Eukaryota; Metazoa; Arthropoda; Insecta; Lepidoptera; Crambidae.
GUUUCAUGAAAUUUGUUUCUUUUUAAUUGUGUUUUCUUUACUCAAUUUGUUUUCCUUUUCAGAGCAGACGGCGGCAUGUUCAUCCUGGCAGAUACGAUAAUUUGAUGUAAUAGGGCUGAAUUGAUAGCAAAUGCCACAACUAGAACGGUUACACAGUUUUACAUACAUUUGCAGAACCCAACGUGUUUCAGCAGUUAAAAUGAAUUUGGUAAACAGGCCAAUAUUAUAAGAAAAUAUUACUGAAGGUUGUGGAAUCCUUGUGAGAGGUCUUUAUUCAGCAGUGGAAGGCAUUUGACUGAAACAACAAUUACUGAAAGGUUAAUAACAAGAUUUUAAAAUUACACCAGCAAAUUGAUGGAUGGUUUCCCAAAGUCGAGGACCUCUAGUCUUCAGGGCGAAUGUAAUGUGGCUAUGCUGGGAUAUUAUUUAGGUUGUUCAGAAGGAAUAUGAUGAGAUACUAUCUGCCAAAAGAUUCCAACAGUUAUAGCAAUUUUCAGAAAUACAAAUGAUAAUAUUUCUUGUUAUUGGAGGACCAUUUUUUAGAGCAUGCAUGACACAAAACUCAAUACAAAAUAAAAAGAAAUCGCGGAAGAAAAGGCGAAGCAGAUAUUAUAUCUUUAGGAUCAAGCUUAGAAAAAUAUAAAAAAUGGAUCAAUGAUACAUCAAGGCACCAUAAUUACCCACACAAGUUUACUUCUGGAGAUCAAUAAAUCCUACAUCAAGCAGACUACAAAAUAUUCGUGGUGUGACAUGAUACAGAAAUCACAACAGAAGAAAGGAACAGAACAGCCAUAUUUAGAGCUGCGAGAUCCUACGCAUGGGCGAGAUCAUUGCCAUAUUCUUCCAGGAAUCUCAUCAUUCAUUACAGGUUACAUCAUCAUCAUAAACCUGAUAGCUCUUGGCAGACACCGAUACAACCUGAUUUUGUUUAUUGAAAUGUUAUGUUAUAAUUUAUCUUUUGAAAUAAAUUAAUAUUAAUUA